Messenger RNA from Moneuplotes crassus, 1414 nucleotides. NCBI's taxonomy places the organism in Eukaryota, Ciliophora, Spirotrichea, Euplotida, Euplotidae. The record is from the annotation of a GenBank genome assembly.
GAUUUCGAAGAAAAAUAUAGUAAUAUUAUGAAAAUGAUAGGUUCGCCAUGAAUAAUCUCUGCAACAGCUCCUUAUAAACAACUUAAGAAGAAUAGUUUAAUAUGCCUCCAGGUACCAAAGAGCCAGAGGAUAAAGUCUGUUAGAAAAAUGGCCAAGGUGCAAAAAUAAGACCCACAUGAACUCGAUAGAGACAAAGCUUCUUGGAAUAGUAUCGAAAAGUAAAUAAAGAAGGAAAAUUAGACAAGGGUGAUACCCUUCUGUUUAAUACAUACUAUAACACUCUUGUGGGAAGUAGAGAAAUCGAUGUCAAUAAAUUGUUUGGUAAAAAUCUUCUCAUGAGAAGAACAGCCUCUACUUCAGCUGCUAGAUCAAGGCUCAGAGAUAAGAAAGUUCGGUGGGCUGAUGAAAAUAAACACAAAGCUAAAAGAAAUAGCUUAACUGAAUCAGCCGGACUUGAGAAGUUGUCCAAACUGGUCUAUGGAGAUCAAUCGAUGCCUAUACCCACAUUUUCGAAAUUAACAACACCGCAGAAAGACAUCCGCAUAGAUUUAUCAAUUAAAUAAACUACCUCAAAGAGUUAUCAAAAUUCAGAAAGUGAUCCCUCCUUUGUUCAAAACUGAAGCUGAGAAUAAACUGAAGCCAAGUACAAAUAAAUCUCAAAAUUUUCAGCCAAAUAUAACUAGAAUUGAAUUGAAUACUGAUUCUCUAAAGUUAGGGCAUAAACCAAAAAUUGUGCACAAAAGACCAACUACUCAAGUCAAGGACAAGUUGAGGAAGAAUUCUGAUAAUAAUUUAAUCUCAAUAGUCAAGAAAUUCUAUCCAGACAUGAAAGAAAACGAAGCUGGUGGGAUGAUCCGUAGGCUCAACCAAAUGGAAAUCAACAAACGCUCCAGAAAAGAGUCUAUUGAGCCUCGGGAAAUUAGGACUAGUGAGUCUCCAAGACUCUCAUAUUUGAGUCAUAGAAGUAGUUCCCAAGGGCAUCUCAGUGCUAAGAAAAUAGGGAUUAAAUUAAACUAUAAGAUAGUUGGGGAGCCAAAUCUCAAAGGAAAUUUCAUGACUUCCUAUAAACCAUACAGACACCCCUUGAUCAAAGUGCAGAAGCCAAGCAAGGAAGAAAUAGAAAGAUCUAAAUUACGCCAAAUUGAGAAUACUCCUAGCCAGUAUGAGGACAGAGCUGUGCUCUACAGAAGUGGAAAGGUGAGUAUAUUCCUCAAAUACUCUAGAAUCCUCAUAACCGUAAUGAUUUUCAUGAGUUUAUUUCCAAGAAGAAGCUGUUCUUGAAGAGAACUAACAACCUAUCUGUGCAACAACAGGAGAAGCGCAGGAACAUUAUAAUGCAAAAGAGCAUGGUAUCGACCACCAGAGGUAGGAAGGUACUACACAUCGAGGAUAUUGACUUAAUAUAACUGAAUUU